Messenger RNA from Labrus bergylta (ballan wrasse), 491 nucleotides. The record is from RefSeq and is a predicted model, not a curated record. Lineage: Eukaryota; Metazoa; Chordata; Actinopteri; Labriformes; Labridae.
UAAACUGGAAACCGGAAGUGCACACAGACUGACGGACAGCAGUCAUGGCGUCGACAGCGACGACUCGAGCCGCAGCGGGAGCAGCUAGAGUAGUAAAACCGAUUUUCAGUCGGGACCUGGACGAAGCGAAGCGCAGGGUCCGGGAGCUGUAGAGCCUGGUACGAGAGGUCCCGAACACAGUGGCGCUGUUUCAGCUGGACAUCACGUCGCGUCAGGGGCGAGACAAAGUGAGGGAGAUGUUCGAUAAAAACAAGCACGUCACGGAUCCCCGAGUGAUCGACAUGUUGGUCAUCAAGGGGAAGCUGGAGCUCCAGGAAACCAUCCACGUGUGGAAGCAGAAGACUCACGUGAUGCGUUAUUUCCACGAGACCGAAGAAGCUCGUCCCGCCGACUUCCUGUCCAAAUUCUACCGGGGCCACGACCCCUGAACUGUGUCCCUGUCUGUCCUGUGUGACAAAUCUCCUCUAUUGUAAAUACACACUUAAUGCACA